Nothoprocta perdicaria is the source of this 1320-nucleotide messenger RNA. RefSeq names its product family with sequence similarity 83 member A (gene SACK1A). The record is from RefSeq and is a predicted model, not a curated record. Bases 16 to 1320 code for a protein of 434 amino acids. Gene Ontology annotation, biological process: epidermal growth factor receptor signaling pathway. NCBI's taxonomy places the organism in Eukaryota, Metazoa, Chordata, Aves, Tinamiformes, Tinamidae. The transcript has 4 exons.
GGCCACGGCGGCGCCAUGAGCCAGCCCCGGCACGUGGGCAAGAUCCGCCGGCGCCUGGACGACAUCAAGAACCAGUCGCUGGCGCUGCCCAAGGCGGAUUUCAGCCACAACGAGAGCAUCAGGCUGGCCACGGACGCCUUCCUGGACGGCGGCACCGACUCCUACCUGGAGACCUUGGGCAAGGAGGGYGAGGUGGAUUUCCUGUCCUCCGUGGAAGCGCGCUACAUCCGGGAGCACGCCACGGAGUCGCCGUACGCGURCGAGGCCGGCGCCGACGGCGCGGCCGGCGCCAAGCAGCCCAACGAGGCGGCCUCGCUGCCGUCGGGCACCUACUUCCCCACAGCGUCGGAGAGCAGCGAGCCGCCGCUGCUGCGCUCCUGGAGCGCCGCCGAGAAGCCCUACCUCAAGGAGAAGUCCACGGCCACCGUGUACUUCCAGACGGAGAAGAACAGCAACAUCAGGGACAUCAUCCGCCGGCACAUCAACAGGACCACGCAGGUGCUGGCCAUCGUCAUGGACGUGUUCACGGACACCGAGAUCCUCUGCGACCUCCUGGAGGCGGCCAACAAGCGCAUGGUGUUUGUCUACCUGCUCCUCGACCACGGCAGCAUAGAGCUCUUCUCCGAGAUGUGCGACAAGCUGCAGGUGGCCGAGGAGCUCUUCAAGAACAUUUCAGUCCGCAGCGUCACAGGAGAGGUUUACUGUGCCAAAUCAGGCAGGAAAUUUGCAGGACAAAUACAAGAAAAGUUCCUGAUUUCUGACUGGAGAUACGUGCUCUCUGGCUCUUACAGCUUCACGUGGCUGUGCGGCCAGGUGCACCGCAACCUGCUCUCCAAGUUCACGGGCCAGGUGGUGGAGCUCUUCSACGAGGAGUUCCGCCACCUCUACGCGCUCUCCAAGCCCGUGAGGGGCCCCAAGUCGCCGCCGCGGGCGCCGGUGCCGCGCGCGGCCGCCUGGCCCGCGCGCCGCAGCCCCUCGGCCAGCAGCGCRGGCAGCGCCCACACGCUCUCGGACGCCCUGAGCAGCCUCUCGGCCGGCAGCCCCCGCGCCGGCCGCGCGCCCCGAGCGCCCCUCUUCAGCGGCGCCCUGGCCCCGCCGUCCCCCCUGCACAGGGUCGGCUCCUUCCACAGCUACGGGCCCUUCACGCCGCCCCCGCCGGCCCUGCCGGCCACCUACUACCAGCCGCACUGCGACUCGGCCGCCCUCCUCUACGGCAACAUGAACAUCUACAGACCCAUCCGGCUGCGGCAGGAGGAGCCCGGCAGGACCGGGGUAGCGGCGCCCUGGCGGUGCCUUCACAAGGCCAACCUGUUCGCCUGA